AUGUCCUGUGUACAAAGAGAACCACUGAAGAUCAUCCAUGCAGAUUGUAUUAUUCCACCUCUUUUCACAUUCGGACAGACCACAUUCCUGCAGCACAUAGACAGAUGGAUAUGCAGACACCUCACGGAUUAUGUGAAAAAUAACAAUUGCUCUAUACAAACAACUGAAUCUACAACCCUGAGUACAACAAACUCACAACUGCAACAACUGAAUCUAACUACUGCCUCUUCUACAGCAACAACACAAACAACUGAAUCUACAACCCUGAGUACAACAAACUCACCUACAACUGCAACAACAGAAUCUACAACCCUGAGUACAACAAACUCACCUACAACUGCAACAACAGAAUCUACAACCCUGGGAACAACAAACUCACCUACAACUGCAACAACAACAACUGAAUCUACAACAACUGAAUCUACAACCCUGAGUACAACAAACUCACCUACAACUGCAACAACAGAAUCUACAACCCUGAGUACAACAAACUCACCUACAACUGCAACAACAGAAUCUACAACCCUGAGUACAACAAACUCACCUACAACUGCAACAACUGAAUCUACAACCCUGGGAACAACAAACUCACCUACAACUGCAACAACAGAAUCACCUACAACCCUGAGUACAACAAACUCACCUACAACUGCAACAACAGAAUCUACAACCCUGAGUACAACAAACUCACCUACAACUGCAACAACUGAAUCUACAACCCUGAGCAACAACAACAACUCUACAACCCUGACAACUGCAACAACUGAAUCUACUACUACUGCCUCUUCAACAGCAACAACACAAACAACUGAGAAUCUACAACCCUGA
Molecule: messenger RNA, 828 nt
Organism: Labeo rohita (rohu)
Lineage: Eukaryota; Metazoa; Chordata; Actinopteri; Cypriniformes; Cyprinidae
Product: mucin-5AC-like
Exons: 2
Coding region: 1-828 (275 amino acids)
Source: RefSeq, a predicted model, not a curated record